This is a messenger RNA of Neocloeon triangulifer, 2118 nucleotides long. RefSeq names its product putative sodium-coupled neutral amino acid transporter 11. Gene Ontology annotation, molecular function: amino acid transmembrane transporter activity. Gene Ontology annotation, biological process: amino acid transmembrane transport. The transcript is spliced from 7 exons. NCBI's taxonomy places the organism in Eukaryota, Metazoa, Arthropoda, Insecta, Ephemeroptera, Baetidae. Bases 389 to 1798 code for a protein of 469 amino acids. The record is from RefSeq and is a predicted model, not a curated record.
GUGGCUGACACUUUAAAUCAGUUGAAACCACAACAAGAAGUAGCGUUUAACUGCUUGAAUAACGCAAAUAAUUUAAGGAAUUCAAAAUUUGAAAUGAAAUCAUUUUAAUAUGCUUUUUUUGGAAAUAUAAAAUUUCCUGUUCAACUUUUUUUAUAAUAAUAAAUUAAUAUUUAAUUUUUCCACGUACGAUUGUGCCUUUUUUUCACUGUCCGGUGAAAUGUAUUUUACACUCUCCAGAGCAAAAGCUGAGUUUAUUUCUCAAAGUCCUGGGAGAAACGAGUGCGCAUGGGCCGCUAAGCGAAUGGAGAGGUAUACGGGGCAGCGUAUGAAGCUGGGUCGGCUUUAGUUCUCUGUUUUACGGCCGCACCUGACGGGCCACGGCUGAGCCAUGGCCUCACAGGCGGCCACGGAAACCACCCCGCUAAAAUCAAACACCGUCGGACAGGCCACUUUCAUCCAGCAGCAAAGUCCAGUAGCCUCGGAGGGGUCAGUGAGCGACACAAAGCAGCUGAUCGAACAGGAGAAUGGUGCCGUUUUCAAGAGUGGGCUCGCGUCCGCCAGCUUCAACUACAUCAACUCCAUCAUCGGCAGUGGAGUGAUCGGCAUGGCUUACGCCUUGAAAGAGGCAGGAUUUGGUCUGGGACUGAUUUUAUUAGUGGUUGUGGCUGUCGUUACCGACUAUUCACUCAUACUGAUGGUGCGCAGUGGGCACCUCAGCGGCGCCUUUUCCUACCAGGGCAUCAUGCAGGCGGCUUUCGGCCGUCCAGGCUUCAUCCUGCUCUCGUUCCUCCAAUUUUUCUACCCUUUUAUUGCUAUGGUGAGCUACAACAUCGUGGUGGGCGACACGGUGACCAAAGUGCUGAUCCGGAUGACGGGAAUGUCACACGACUCGGCCCUGGCGCACCGCGAGUUGGUGACGCUGCUGGCGACGCUUCUGGUGACGCUGCCGCUGUGUCUGCAGCGCGACGUGGCGCGUCUGGCGCGGGUUUCUUUCAUGUCGCUCGUGUUUGUGGCGCUGAUCCUGGCGGCGAUCAUCGCCAGGGCGCCGUACAUGGAGCCGUUGGUGCCGCCAGUGGUGGAUGGCUGGCGUUUUGCAAAGGGCGACCUCGUGCCGGCCGUCGGCAUCAUGGCCUUCGCCUUCAUGUGCCACCACAACACCUUCCUCAUCUACCACUCGAUGGAGGGCGCCAGUCAGAAGCGCUGGGACACCGUCACGCACAUCUCGGUUGGGGUCUCCGCCCUUGUCUCCUUCGCCUUCGGAGCCAUCGGCUAUGCAACUUUUACCGACUGGGCUCAAGGCGAUCUUUUGGAAAAUUAUUGCUGGAGCGACGAUCUGAUGAAUGGUGCUAGGGUUAUGUUCAGCGCCACCAUUCUCCUCACCUACCCCUUUGAGUGUUUCGUCGCUCGGGAGGUGCUCAAAAACACCAUCCUCUGUGGUCGACCUGACACAACUUUCAUGCACGUUGGAAUCUCUCUGGUCUUGGUUAUUGUCACUCUGCUCCUCUCGAUGAUAACUGACUGUCUCGGAAUCGUUUUAGAACUUAAUGGAAUUUUGGCGGCUGUGCCAUUGGCGUAUCUUCUGCCUGCCCUUUGUUAUUGCAAGCUCGAAGUAGGACCCCUUUUCUCGAGGAGGAAACUGCCAGCCCUUCUGACCGCACUUUUUGGAGCAGGGGUGGCCAUCAUGGGCACCGUAUUGCUGAUUCUCAAUUUUGAAACGGCCAGUGAAUGCAGCCACGGAGUGUCCAUGUCCUACUGCCGCAUCCUGGACAACGUCACCACUCUGGAAGUUCGUCCUUAAUGUAGAAGCACACCACAGAAAAUAAUUCUUCUAAAUCUCUCUGUUGCCAAAUAUAUAAUAUAAUUAUAAAAGUGUUAUUCAAACACAAAAUGUAAUCUCAAUUUUCACUGUGUUCGAAAAGUAUUGUAUUUUGUUGAACAAGAUUGCAAUAUUUUGUCAAGCAUUCUUUUAAUGCAGAGACCAAUGGUUUUGUCUCUUUAUUUUUUUACCGAUCUUAAUUUUUUGUGAUAAAAAUAUAUUUAAUCUUGAAUUUGGUUAGCAAAUUAAAAUUUAAUUUGCUUGCUAUUUUGAAUUUCAAUUAAAUGAUUUCUGUCUACUUG